GAUCGCCAGAAUCUGAAUCUCUGCUUGCUCUUCAGCCGCAGAGCGACCUCAAUCCGGGACAAGACCUUGGCGACCCCGGAAUGGCUGGAACGCUGUGGCAACUUCUUGGACGAGUGCCAAAGCGGCUACGAUUCUGGCACGAUUGCGCCCUACCACACCUGGCUGCACGCGGUGGACGCCACGUACACGCUGUACCGCAUUAUGACCCUGAUCGCUGCGGAGCAAUACUUGGGCCAUCUCGAGUGCUUUGGCCUCCUGGUGGCUGCCAUUGCGCACGACAUGGGCCACCGGGGACGCAGCAACGUCUUCUUGGUGGAGAUUGGCCACGAGCUAGCCAUCCGCUACAAUGACAUCGCAAUCCUCGAGAACAUGCACUGCAGCCUUCUAUUUCAGAUUCUGUCCCAGGACAAGAUGAACAUUCUCUCUGAGCUUAGCGAGCCCAUCUACAACCACAUCCGCCACGUCAUCGUCGAUGCGAUCCUUGCCACAGACUUCGCGCAACACACCGGCAUGGUGAAGGAGUUCGAGUCCAUGUAUGGCGUGAACGCAGAGCUCUUUGACAUGGCUGAUGAGAUGUACAUGACCAUGGACGAGUUCCCUCCAAAUGAGCUGCUGGAGUAUUUCAAGACGCCCGACGUCAAGAAAAGCCUGAGGACUGUCUUGCUUCACUUCAGCGACAUCUCGAACCCUAUGAAGCCCUUCCCCGUUGCAGAGAAAUGGGCGGCUUUGGUGUUGGAGGAAUUCGCUCUCCAGGGAGACGAGGAGAAGGCUUUGGGGAUUCCGAUGGGGCCGCUGAAUGACAGAGACACGGUGAACACGCCUCUGUCGCAGAUUGGCUUCAUUGAGUUCGUUGUGGCACCGCUGGCUCUCUCGCUGGCGCGAGUUCUGCCACCCCUUUGGUUCAGCAACCAGAUGAUUCUGGACAAUGCGAAUAUUUGGAUGGACAAGUGGAUCGAAGGCACCCUCCUGAAGCCAAGCUUAGAGGAGCAGGUCAACGUCCGUGAGCGCAUCCAUCGCAUGGUGCAGAAGACGGAGCAACGCGGCUACACGGCCACAAUGACCGCACCUCGACCUGAAAUAGAGGAUUCCUGGGCAUAG
Symbiodinium sp. CCMP2456 is the source of this 1098-nucleotide messenger RNA. NCBI's taxonomy places the organism in Eukaryota, Dinophyceae, Suessiales, Symbiodiniaceae. The record is from the annotation of a GenBank genome assembly.